AUGAAAAAAUUAGAUAAUUAUAAAGCUCAAAAUUAACAUAAUAAAUUGCGUAAUUAGAAUAAUAAUAAUGGUAAGUUGAUUAAUAACAGCAGUUCUGGCUUUUAAAAUUAUGAAGAAUCUCUCGAUGAUGGUUAGCAUAGGUUUCAGUAAAUUGCAUUAAAUAAUACAAAUGAUCACUUCGAUUUAGAUCGAGUUAACCUGAGAUAAGAGUCAACAUUAAGAACUGAAAUAGUUCAUGAUUCAGUGGAAGAAGGCCCUUAAUAUAUCUAAAUCGAUUUAAAUGGAAGUAGCAAUAAUAAUAAAAAUUUAUAAGUUCAGCAAAAAGAUGAUAAAUAAUCAAAUCAGCAAAUGAUUCUUUCGACAUUUAACGAUUAUCAUUAGUAGUUCCAAACUAACCAGAACAUAAAUUAAAAUACACAGUAAACAACUUUAGUAGAUAUUAAUUUAAAUGACUAAGAGUAGUAAGAAAGGAAGUAAUAACUUCUUUCUAAAAAAGCUGAUAACCAAUCUCAUAAUAUAAAAAAAGAGGGAACUGGAGAAUUCAAAAUUUAAGUAAGUUCUAACUAAAAAUAUUUGUAAUCAAAUGCUCAUAGUUAUUCUCAAUAUGAUGAAAACUCUAAUGUUAAUAAUUAAAACUAUGAAUUUGAAAGAAAUUAGAAACAUUAAGUCACAAGGAAAUAUAAUUUCUGUAAUCCAUAAAGUUUGCAAAAUAUUCCAGACAAUUCCUUAGGAGAACAAAGAUCAAACAGAGGAGUGGUUAACAAUAUUAAGAGUAGGUAAAGGAUCAGCAACGUUACUUUAAGCUACUUUGAUAGAAUUAAGAUCAUGGCUCAAAUAAAACCAAAAAUAAAAAAAUUCUUUGAUAAUAAGACAAUAUUUGGUAUGACAAAUCAACUAAAUAAUGUUAUUAGGAACUAUAUUAACGAUUCCAGUGAUUAUCAUGUAGACAAAAAAAUAGGAUCUAACUUCGUAAUUAGCAUGUUUAAAAAUUUUCUCUACAAAUUAUAUCUUUUUUCUUAAUUAUACAAAUUACCGCUUUUCGAUCCUGAAAGUAGAAUUAAGGUUAUCUUUAACUCUAUAAUUGUAACAUAUAACUGCUUUUACUUAUUUAUUAUAUCUCUUAAAGUAUUCUUUUAGGCUGAUUUUGGUCAUAAUGGAGAAAUCUUCCAUAUUGUUGCCAUAACAGCUUGGGUUAUUGAAAUGGUUAUGGAAAUGAACACAGCUAUGUACCAUAAUCACUUGUUUGUCACAGAUAGGAAAAUAAUUAUGAAGAUUUAUUUUAAAGAAUAUUUUUUCUAUGAAAUUUUACCUCUAAUUUUCGAAGGAAGAAGCUCUGAUAAUAUAUAUAUGAACAUAUUUCUUCACCUCCCUCUUCUUUUAAAAAUCAAGGGAAUGAUGAUAAAUUUAGAGAAGCUCGAGUUUUAUAUUUUAUAGCUAAUAAACAAACAGCAUUUCUUUUUAUUAUUUAAAUUAAUUAUGUAAAUGCUAUUAUUAGGCCACAUUGUUGCAUGUCUUUGGAAUUGUGUAGCCUAUAUUGAAGUAAAUAUUUUAAGCAAAGAAUAUACUUGGUAUUAAGCUAGUCGUAUUAUUGAUGGUGAUUGGUGGAAAACAUAUCUUUAUGCAUAAUAUUGGGCAUUUACAACUAUGAAAAACAUAGGGACAACCCCUAAUACAGAGGCUGAAUUAGUUUUCACUUCUAUUUGUAUGAUUUUAUCAUGCAUUGCUUUUGGUUAUCUGUUAAAUGCAAUAGGAAAUAUUAUUCAGGAUAUGGCUUAAAAAGACGAAAAUUAUAAAAAAGACCUAAGUAUACUCAAUUCCUACAUGAAAAGAAGAGAAAUUAACUUAGGUUUGAAAAGAAGGGCAAAUAUUGAACUUAAAAAAUUCUAUGAGCAUCAAAGCAAAGAGUAAUUCUCAACUGAAAAAGAAAUAAUUGGCAAACUUAACUAAAAUAUGUCCAAUGAAAUUUAAGUUCAAUCUUCCAAAAAAAUUUUAUAAAACUUUCCCUUUUUUUACAAGCUCUUCUCUGAUUAAACAAUCAUGAAAUUGUAUGGAAUCAUGGAAGAAGUUAUUUUAGCACCUUCUUAAAUAGUCUUUGAUCAGAACAAUUACAUAGAUGAGAGUUACAGUGUUUAUCUAAUUGUCUAGGGAAGUGUGCUGUACUAUGCAGAAACGUUAGCUGAGCAUGAGGAGGAAAACUACAAUCUAUAGACUUUACCUACAAUUUAUUAAGAGAAGUCUAUGAAGGAUUUAAAAUAAGCAAUUUAACCAAUUCCAAAUAGACACAAUCAUCACUACAAAAAAAAGGUGAAAGUGCUAACUAAAGGAUAGAGUUUUGGAAUUGUAGGCUUUUUUACUGGUAAAUAAAGAGUUCUUAAUGUUUAAAGUAAUGGUUAUUCCACAGUUAUGAAAAUAGAGAGAAAUAAAUUUUUACAAAUUCUAGAAGAAAACAAAAAUGAUUAUGAAAAAUUCAUGGAAGUUAAAGACAAACUAUUAUUUGAGGGUGUUUUUGAAGAUUUAAAUUUAUUUUGCUACAUAUGCAAUAGUAGGGAGCAUUUAAGUAAUGCAUGCAAUAAAGUUCAUUUUGAUAAAAAGAAUUAGCAUAUAAUUUAUAGAUUUAACCAUAGUGCUUUUUAGUAAAGGAAAAUAUGUGAACGACAAAGGCUAAAAACAAAAUAAACUCUUUUUGAAAGGUCUCACGUAUCCAAGGCAGUAGAAAAUAUCAGAGAAGAAUAUAGUUUUUUAGAUCUUACAUAAAAUAUUGAUGAAGCUGAAUAAGAAUCUUUUUAUGAAUCAAGUUAGCGACUAGGUGAUACCUCUCCUAAUAAUCAACCUCCACGCUCAUUUUCAGCAAAUUAGUAAGAAGAGAUAAAUAGCAGUAAUAAUAUUCAGCAGCUAAUAAAUAAUAAUCAAAGUGUAAACAACAAUGAAUAUCAAUCUAAAACAAAAAUAAUAAGUAAUGAUGAAGAAAAUAAUCAAUUUGAACAGUGUGAAAGUGAAUUGAUUUAAGCUGUAAACACUUAAAUGAAUUAGGCUAGAUUAUCCACAUACCAAAAUUAAGACACUACUAAUGAUUUAAAAAUGAAGUAAAAUGAAAAUCUCAAGGUUUUACGUCCAACUAAAUUUUCUGAGAGAGAUGCUAUUUGUACUGAUAGAGAAAAUAUUUCAGAAGAAGGGAAUAAUGAUAUCUUUGAUUAAUCUAGACGACUUUCUUAACUGCAUAAAGAACAUUUAAUAAGUAGCUAGAAAAAAAUAAAUGGAUCACCUAGAAAGAAGAAAACAAGCUCAUUAAUUUUCGAGGAUUCUUUAAUCCUUGGAGAAUAAAAGAAAACACAUCAGCAAAAGGAUUCAUUAAAUAAUUUUGUAAAAAAUAUAGUUUCUUCAAUUCAAGAACAGCUUAUUUAUGGUGGUAGCACACAAAUGGUUACAUUCUAGAAUUAGUAAAAUAAAAUUUAGUUUUCUGAUAUGGUGUCAUUAUCAGAUAAUAAGCAAGAAUAGGAUAAUAAGUACAGAGUUGCUAAAAAAAGCAAGCAUUAUGCUAACAAUAAUAAUAGCAAUAAAAUGUUAGAUCAGAUCAAUUACAAAACUUAGCAAACUAUGGGUAAUGGGAUUUAGCAAAAUAUUUAUGGAAAUAAUAAUAAUAUUCCAAAUGGAUAAAUUUUCAACUAAUUUGAAAAGAUGAAAACAUUAGGAAUGAAUCUGAAUCGAAUUGGAACAAACUAAUCAUUUAGAAAUUUGUUAUUUUUACAGCAUCAGUAAGCAAUUUAGGAAUAGCAGAGCUUUAUUUACAAUUUAGAUGUUAUGAAAAAUUAUUCUUUUUAUUUCCCCCAAUAUAAUAGUUAAGAAGUAAUAAAAAGACAUAAUGCUGCUUUGUUCAAACUCUAAAAGAAAAGAAAAAUUGAGAAAAAAAGAUAAAAAACCUAAAUAGAUUUAAGAAAAUUAAAAAAUAAAAAUUCAAAUAGAAUAGAUGCGUUUAAUAUUAGUUGA
Messenger RNA from Tetrahymena thermophila SB210, 3984 nucleotides. RefSeq names its product cyclic nucleotide-binding domain protein. Lineage: Eukaryota; Ciliophora; Oligohymenophorea; Hymenostomatida; Tetrahymenidae. The record is from RefSeq and is a predicted model, not a curated record. The transcript has 8 exons.